AUGACCGAUACCAACAUUACCCACGGAACUCAGCAGACACUGAACAAUAUUCAAGGGCAAGCAGGAGCUCAAACAACCAACCCAACCGCUGGAGCUGCUGGUGCCGCUGCUGGCGCACAGGGUGUUCGUAGAAACCCAAUGAUGGAACGAUUCCUGGAUCAGACACCAAACGAGGAAUCCGUGGCUGCCAUUGCAAGGAACUUAAGCUUGUUGAACCAAUGA
This is a messenger RNA of Morchella sextelata, 222 nucleotides long. RefSeq lists its product as uncharacterized. The transcript is spliced from 2 exons. The record is from RefSeq and is a predicted model, not a curated record. Bases 1 to 222 code for a protein of 73 amino acids. Lineage: Eukaryota; Fungi; Ascomycota; Pezizomycetes; Pezizales; Morchellaceae.